Monomorium pharaonis (pharaoh ant) is the source of this 789-nucleotide messenger RNA. RefSeq names its product protein ANTAGONIST OF LIKE HETEROCHROMATIN PROTEIN 1-like. NCBI's taxonomy places the organism in Eukaryota, Metazoa, Arthropoda, Insecta, Hymenoptera, Formicidae. The coding region runs from base 1 to 789 and encodes 262 amino acids. The record is from RefSeq and is a predicted model, not a curated record. The transcript has 2 exons.
AUGAAUAUUGUUCUGAAAGAACCUACAUAUGAUACAUGGAAACAAAUUGCAAAAAAAUUUGAAUUGAAAUGUAAUUUUCCACAUUGUAUAGGUGCUGUAGAUGGAAAACACGUAGUUAUACAGGCACCACCAAAUUCUGGUUCUACUUUCUAUAAUUAUAAGAGUUCACAUAGUAUCGUAUUAAUGGCUAUUUGUCAUAGAAAUUAUAAGUUUGUGCUAGUUGAUAUUGGAGCGGCAGGUCGUCAAAGUGAUGAAGGUAUAUGGUCAAGAUCUACUAUGGAUCAAAUGUUUGCAGAAGGUCAAAUGAACAUACCACUACCAGAUCGAGUCAUUAAAGGACCUAUUUUACUAUAUGUGUUAGUAGGAGAUGAAGCUUUCCAACUAACCAACUAUAUGAUGCGACCGUUUUCUGGAAAAGGAGGUCUAACAAAGGAGAAAGGAAUAUUCAAUUGCCGACUUAGUAGAGCGCGUCGUAUAGUGGAAUGCACGUUUGGAAUUCCUUCUUCGCAAUGGAGAAUAUACAAGCGACCUAUUAACACAUCAAUCGAAACAGCAGAAAGUAUAAUAAAAACGACUAUAGUAUUACAUAAUUUUCUACGUCAAAAUAAAGACAUUGUUUUUUUGGAAACUAUUAAUACUGUAGAUGUUUCAACAUAUUCUGAAGUAGAAGCUGCGGCAUUUACAAAUAUAGGCAAUUUUGGCAGCAAUACUCAUGCACGAGAAGCAUCCCGCAUACGAAGCAUCUUUGUUGAUUAUUUCAAUAAUGAAGGUGCUGUUCCAUGGCAGUAA